GGGAAAUGUCUGCCAGGAAACCAGUCCGCUUUCUCACUUAGCAAUUCUAGCAUCUGAGCUUCAGGUGUCUGUGAUCAGUGACAUGAAGGUUAUUUUGAUUUGUUUGCUCUGACAAACAGGUAAAUGCCGUCAUUGAAUUUUCUGCAGACUCCUACUGACCUGGAAAACAAGAGCUUUAGGUCAGCUAGGUCAGACUGAAAUCAAUCCAGUUAGAGCAUCUCCUGCUGAGAAGAAUCCGAUUACUGUACCUGAGAUUGCCUGAGAUGCUGAGGUUUCGAUGCUGAGCACUACAUGCUGGAUUACAGAGCUGCUCACCUUGGCUCAUGUGCAAUAUCAUGGGGAAACUGCAGAGUAAAAUCAACUGCAGCACCUCCAAAUACAGGCCUGAUGAUUAUAUGGAAGAGGACAGUCCUGCCCAGGCUGUUCAGCAAUACGUUCCUGCUCACACUGACGCCGUCACUUCUGUGGCUGCUCUAACAUCGGAUCUCUGUGUGUCGGGAGGAAAGGACAAGACGGUAGUCGUGUAUAACUGGAGAUCAGGAGCAGUGCUGAAGAGGUUUGUAGGACAUCAACGUGAAGUGACUAAGGUGGCCUGUGUCUUUGAAUCCAACAGUUUUUUCAGUGCCUCCCGUGACAAGACAGUCAUGAUGUGGGAGCUACACAGGAACUUGGGGCCAAGCCAGCACUUCCCAGGACAUGACUUGGUUGUAACUGGACUGGCAGUAAGCCCAGACUCUUCACAGCUGUGCACAGGUUCACGAGAUAACACCAUGUGCAAGUGGGACAUAGAAACCGGGGAGUGUCUGCGCAGAGCUGCCAUCUCCAGGAAUCUGGUAACACACCUGUGCUGGGUUCCUGCAGAGCCGUUUGUCAUCCAGACGUCAGAGGAUAAAACAAUCAGGAUCUGGGACAGCCGGGAGCUGCAGGUGGCCCAUACGUUCCCAGUAAAGCAGUAUAUUCAGACCUACUGUGAUGUAAGCCAGGACGGCCGGUACUGCAUCAGCAGCAGCAAUGGCUUUGGUGGGGAGGGCUGUGAAGCCACACUGUGGGACCUAAGGCAGACAAGAAGCCAAGUGCGUGAGUACAAGGGGCAUUUCCAGACCACUACAUCCUGUGUCUUCCUUCCCAAGGGUCUAGGUCUGAUCCCAGUCGUUGCCACUUCAUCACAUGACUGCAUGGUGAAGGUCUGGAACCAAGACAAUGGAGCCUGUCUGGCCACCUUGUGCCUUAAUGGAUCCGGACCCCUUGCUUCCCUGGCUGUCUGUGACAGCUCCACACUUCUCUGUGCCAGCUUCAACUCGGGAAUUCACUUACUCAGGAUAAACAGCAUUAAAGGGCUGGAGCUCCAGGAGGUGGCAACGUUCUGAUUCAUAGUGACCCUCUCUGUCCCGGACCAUCAUGGUCAAAAUCCAAAGCGGGAACCACCUCUCUGGUUAAGAAGGCUCUCAGUUGCUGAUAUUCGUUUCCCGGCUGACUAGGUUUAAUGGCCAGGCACCUGUAACAUCCCUAGCCCCAAAGCACCAACAAUGCAGAGCCAGGAGGGUCAUCAGGUUCCAGUUUCUGAGAUUAUUGAAACUAGCUGCAUCCAUUUUUAAAGCCAAGUCCUAGAUGCAUUUAGGCCAAAUUUUAACUUGAAAUGAGCCUUGCACAUUUGAUGCACAAAAUCACAAGCGAACUAGUUAUAGGUCUAACACUUGGUUAGAUGAGAAAGAAAGACACAAGCAGAGGCUCUACUGAAACAGGCUGCCGGCCUACAGGGAAGUGUGUUUCUGGGAACAUCCUGCUGACCAUGUUGGGGUAGCCUCCGUUCUGUCGUGCAAGCAUCUAUUCCUUGCUAUGCUGCAGGUUUUGUGGCUUUUCUUAUUACAAAGAUCCUAUCAAGGACUGUCUGGAUGCUUGUCAGCAGAGGUAAGGAAAAACCAUGGAUUGUUGUCCCUCUUCUCUUAUCAAUGUUAUGUUGGCAUCCCCAUUUGUUACCCCAAGGUCACGCCACCAGGGCAGAGUCUGGCUCACUGAGAAGCCUGGGUUACUGAUGCUGCGUGCAGUAGCAGACUGAGGAACAAAGGGACCAUUCUGUUAUCUCAGGGUAGAAGCCGAGUACUGAAGCAGCAAACUUGCUUCAGUUCUGAAAACCACCUUUCAGAUGUCAGCGUGUGGAAUGAAUGGCUUGUUUCGGAACGUACCAGUGUCUGGCUAACUGAAUGAACAUCCUAAGGUGUCAGGCUAGAGAAGGUCAGCCCUGUUCUCAUUGCUCAGGUUCAGGAUGCUGUUUAAUGGAGCCGAACGCUGUGCCCCAAAGUGAAUGCUUGUUCCAUGACCAGGGCUGGUGUACAUGCACUCUGCUGGAAGGGGGAGAGAAUUCACGCUCCUAUCUUGUCACCAAAAGCUUUGGCAGCAGCUGUGAAGGUAGCUAUUUCCCCAAUCCAAGGGAGAAGCAAGUUGGUAAAGAAGACUAAUGGGAUGGCAGAAAUAAUGACAUGUUCUUGGCACAUUGCCAGCCUGUUGAGCGGAAGCCGUGGCUGAAGAAUUCAGGGAGAUGUGGCGCAGGAAGAACCCCAGAAGAGGGGUUAGGGAGAGUUUUAACUUCCAGGUAAAGCUGAUUCUGCAGAUGGGAUGGCGAGUGUUUUCAACAAGUUUGCCUGGUCUUAGCCUGCCCCUUUUGCCCUGGUGUGGUACCUAGGGUGAUAGCCAGUUUUUCAGUGCAGAAAGUGGUCCAGUGAGUCAGUAACCAGCUCUCAGAUGCCUUCCUUUCCAUGGGUGUGUUUGGCUCUGAAAUUCACAGUGCUCUGGGGAGAGUUGCCUAUCCAGCGCUGGCAGAACCUUCUUUACCUGAUCCAGUAGGCUCAGAGUUCGCAAUGCCAGCUCCAGUGGCUGCUGUGGGGUUACUGCUAACUGAGAGGCCAUGAGUGAGAGCGGAAGUAGGCAAGAGAUGUUUCCUCUCCUCUUUGUCAGAGGCUGAAGAGGAUUCUUCAUACCCCCAUACUUGAUACCCCUCGCUCAUCAGCAAACCCAAGUCCAGGCUCCAUUUGUCUGUGAAGGCGAGGCUGAGUACCUGACGUGGAAAGCACUGUCAGCUCAGACGAAUACUGCCUUUCCCUCCCUUCUCUGCUCUUUGUGGGCUAUGGUCUAGGUUAGACAAGCAUUUGGCCAAAAGCAAACAGUCUCCAUUUAAAAAGGCAAAUUGUAAUAACUGUUGCUCUUACUGGCCCUUUACAUUCAUUACUGUGCAAAUAAAUUUCCCCUAAAUUUGCACCUGGUCUCCAUUAGCCUCCAUUUUCAUUAUUAGCCAGGAUGGUCAGGGAUGCAAUCGUAUGCUCUGGGUUUCCUAAGCCCCUGCCAGAUGCUGGGACUGGAUGACAGGGGAUGGAUCAUUUGAUAAUUGCCCUGUUCUGUUCAUUCCCUCUGAAGCACCUGCCAUUGGCCAGUGUCGGAAGACAGGAUAUUGGGCUGGAUGGAUCAUUGGUCUGACCCAAUAGGAUUGUUCUUGUGUUCCUGUCCCAGUAGAGUUGUCCCUUGUUCUCUAAUGUGAUUAGCUAAGGUGGAGCUGCUGCAUCAUCUCACUCCCUUUCUUAAUCUCCUGUGCUUUAGAUGCCAUUUUGUGAGGAAGAAAUACCUCUUGCAAGGGGCUGUUGAGGGUUCUCAGCACCUUGCCGAACUGGGCCCUGGAUGAGCGAAUUGUCUGUUCCCUGCUGUCACUGACUCACUGAAUGGCCACUGCACCUCCUUGUCCUCCACUUCCUUGGCUGCAGAGUGGGGAUGAUGGAAUGCUGUGAUCUCUGGAUGAAGGGGCUUAAUACACAAGUACUAACUCUGAGUGUGUCCAGUUGUGUUGCUCGGGGUACUUUGCUGAGGAAGGGGAGUGUAGUUAGCAUGGCCAGAGGGGAAGCAAAGGUGCUGAGACAGUGCGCCUUGCCCAAGGUUUGUCAGGCAGUGACAGAGCUGCACUUUGCAGUACUGUCCUGGCUACUUCUGCCUUCUCCAUUUCUCAGCCACUUCUAGGGUUUAAUAAUCAAGUCACCACAAUCCCACCUGUAUUUGGAGUUUGGCUUUGCUUAGCCCCAUCCAUCCAACUCAUCCCCAGAAUGUAGGCCAUGCGGAUGGGGUUGCUGUGCUGACGAUUAGUCCCACCUACCCUGAGAGAGCUCCCUUUUCAUCAGUCUUCAGACCAUCUGAAUUCUUGAUCCCCUUUUCUAAUAUGACCCUGGUUUCCUCUGCCAUUAGCCCACCUUCUCUGCAUCUGACCUCUAGCCCAUCCACUGACGCAAAAGAUUCCCAUCCUGCCUCUGACCCUGUUAUUCUCACUGCCCCUUUAGCCCUGCCUUUCUUUCUCUUUGCUUGUUCUCUGAGCUCUAGAAAAGGGUCUCCUUUCCAUUGUCCACCGUGCAGAACUAGAGAGAUUCCAAGGCCAGAAGGGACCACUCUAAUCAUCUGAUCUGACCUACAUAGCACAGGCCAGAGAACUACCCCGACAUAAUCCCUUCUCCUUAGUCUGCCCCUUGCCUUUUCACCCAUCAUGUUGCUGCUCCUCGUUCCAUAAUCCUGAUUUCUUGGCACCCCCACCCUUUUUCUCUCCAGCUUCCUCUGACUCAUACUGUGUAAGCAGAGGCGUGGGAACUAGGAGUGCAGGGGGUGCUACAGAACCCCAGGUUUUAGCUGGGGCUCUGCUGCCACCCCUCCACCCCGGGUCUGGGCUGCCAGCUCAGGAGCAGACAGGGGUAAGGGGGCUAGCUUUCAGCACCCCCACUAUACUGUAUGUGAGGCCUUCGCAACAGCAUUGUGCUGCGCACUAACUCUUUCCUUUGCCAUGGCUCAUUCCCCCCCCCCCACACACACACACACACACACCCUGUGUUUUAGCUCACUGAACUCCCUGUCUCCUUCAUGCAUUAGCCCACAAUGUUGUUUUGCUGAAUUUCAGCCCUUUCCCAUUGCUUUAGCUCUUCCUGUACCAGCAUCCCACAAAGAUGUGCACUUUGAGUGAGCUGGCUAUAGACCAGGAGCUGGCAGGAUCAGACAAUGUGUUCUUAUGCACCCGAUCCUGAAUGUGACACUGACAUUAGACGAGCUGCUGGUGCUCGGUGCCUCUUGAGCUCAGUUUUAUUGUAUCCUUAGUUUUGAUGUGUGCCCCUUCAUUGAAUUAUGCUCUCUGUGAGCCUUCUCACAGAGAGCGGGAGUGUAUCUUUCCUCCAGGGAUGUGUUUGUCUAACCUCCACCCACAUGCUCUGAACGAUCAUGUGUUUUUGACCCAGGUGUAAGAUACACCUCCUCACUUGUGUCACUUCUGUAGAAAGAAAAGGAGUACUUGUGGCACCUUAGAGACUAACAAAUUUAUUAGAUCAUAAGCUUUCGUGAGCUACAGCUCACUUCAUCGGAUGCAUUUGGUGGGGGAAAAAAAAAGAAAAAGGUUUUGUUUUGUUUUGUUUUUUUCCACCAAAUGCAUCCGAUGAAGUGAGCUGUAGCUCACGAAAGCUUAUGCUCUAAUAAAUUUGUUCGUCUCUAAGGUGCCACAAGUACUCCUUUUCUUUUUGCGAAUACAGACUAACACGGCUACUACUCUGACUUCUGUAGAAGAGGCACAAAAUGGAAAUGGCCUUUUCAUGCUCUACAGUCUGUGCUAACACUGGUUUGUAAAGGACAAGGAACAACUGUACUACACUUUGUCUUUUUCUACAUUAUUUUAAAGUAAAGUUUGUGUCUGUGCUGGUGGCAAUUCUUGUUAGGCUAAUAAAUGUUACUGUAGCAGGGAGUGUGGCAUCCCCUGUGUUACCUGUUAGUCUCACCUGAAAGGCAGGACGUGUGUUACUGUAACCUACUUAGCGGAUCUUCUGGCACUUUUUACAUAGCAAAUACAAAUGGAAGAAGUUGUAUAGAUCCCUUGUUUGUUCCAUCAUUGCACUGAAUGUUACUGCACAGAAGCCAAUAAAAAUUAAAGUGCACA
Messenger RNA from Dermochelys coriacea (leatherback sea turtle), 5938 nucleotides. It is a transcript of the gene WDR31, whose product is annotated as WD repeat domain 31. Gene Ontology annotation, molecular function: protein binding. NCBI's taxonomy places the organism in Eukaryota, Metazoa, Chordata, Testudines, Dermochelyidae. The coding region runs from base 324 to 1367 and encodes 347 amino acids. The transcript has 10 exons. The record is from RefSeq and is a predicted model, not a curated record.